Messenger RNA from Knipowitschia caucasica, 4686 nucleotides. NCBI's taxonomy places the organism in Eukaryota, Metazoa, Chordata, Actinopteri, Gobiiformes, Gobiidae. The record is from the annotation of a GenBank genome assembly.
AUGUCUACCGCAAAGGAGAAUCCGUGCAGGAAAUUCCAAGCGAAUUUCUUCAACAAGAGCAAGUGUCAGAACUGCUUUAAGCCCCGAGAGCUCCAUCUGCUCACCGACCAAGAUCUCAACCAGGCCAAGCCCAUCUAUGGAGGAUGGCUCUGCCUGGCCCCCGAAGGAACAGACUUCGACAACCCCAUGCAGAGGUCCAGGAAAUGGCAGAGGAGAUUCUUCGUGCUCUACGAACAUGGCUGCCUGCGCUUUGCACUGGAUGAGUCGCCAAGCACUCUGCCCCAAGGAACGGUCAACAUGAACGUAUGCACAGACGUGAUCGACGCGGAGCCCAAAACCGGCCAGAAGAACUCCCUGUGCAUCAUCACCCCCGAGCAGGAGUACUUCAUCCGAGGAGAGAACAAGGAAAUCAUCAACGGGUGGAGUGAGCAGCUGUCAGUUUAUCCUCGCACCAACAAACAGAACCAGAAGAAGAAACGCAAAGUGGAGCCUACGACGUCACAGGAGCCCGGGCCGGCAAAGGUGGCGGUCACUGGCUCGGGCAUACCGGACGCUGAGAUGGGCCCUGAUUCCAGCUCCAUCAUCUGGCAAGAGGAGCUGAGCCAGAGAGAGGCCCAAGGAGGAGCAAUGUGGGCCCCUGCUGAGUUGCCCUGCCCAGGUGACCUCAGUUCUGUGAACGGGGAUGAAGUAGACCGCAGCAGCCACAUCCUGAAGACUUAUGCGCCCCAGCCCUCCAGUGACCCGCUGUCACCCACGGGCUCCUGUUCCAGCCUGGGAGGGGUGCCCCCCUGCCUAUCCCCAGCUCCCAGUGACCCCUUCCCUUCAGGGAGCUCGCUGCUGUCCAACGGCUCCCACAUCAGCGGCUCGCUCAGCUCUCUGGACUCUGACGCCAGCGGAGAAGGCCACCGGGGCCACCACCACCAUGACACCCCCAGGGCCCGCAGACUGGAGGCCGAGGCCCGUAAGGCUGAGAGAAGGAGGGAGCGAGAGGCCCUCGUCAGCCCUGAGAGGAGCCGCUCCGGUGUGAUCGAGAAGCUGGAGGCUCUGGAGCUAGAAAACCAAGAGAACCAGGAAAAGAUGGAGGUGGAGGAGGUGAAGGAGUCCAGGAGGGGCGAGGAGAGACGGGGCCGCAGCCAGCACAGAAGCUUCCACUCAGAGGAGAAAAAACAUGAGCCGGACUUCGCCUCCACUCUGCCCCCCCUGCGGAGAGCCAAGUCCCUGGACAGGAGAACUACAGAGUCUGUCAUGACCCCUGACCUACUGAACUUCAAGAAAGGCUGGAUGGUGAAGCUGGAUGAACAAGGCCAGUGGAAGAAGUACUGGUUUGUGCUGACGGACCACAGCCUGCGCUACUACAAAGACUCCAUUGCUGAGGAGGCUUCUGACCUGGACGGUGAGAUCGACCUGUCCACCUGCUACAGCGUCACAGAAUACCAGGCUCAACGCAACUACGGCUUUCAAAUUCAUACGCAGGAAGGGGUCCACACUCUGUCUGCAAUGACUGCAGGGAUUCGCCGGAACUGGAUCCAGGCGGUCAUGAAGAACGUUCGACCUUCCACUGCCCCAGAUGUAGCAAGCUCCACCGAGGACCACGGCUCAUUCUCACCUCUGGAAGGGUUGGUGCGACCAGACGUCACCCAGGACUCACCUUCCUCUGAGACAUCCUCCGUGGACUCUCCGGCGGUCUCCAAGAGCAGGGCCCGGGAGCGCAGGCGAGAGGGCCGCUCCAAGACGUUUGAUUGGGCAGAGUUCAGACCCAUCGCCCAGGCCUUGGCCCAACAGAGGGCGCAGGAUGCUGACCUGGGAGAGCUGGACAAGAGCCGGCGCAGAGAGGAGAGACGCAAGAGGUACGAGUCUGUGAGCAGCACGGACGGGAGCCGGGAGCAGGAGGAGAGGAGCGAGCAGAGCGAGGAGAGGAGCGAACAGAGCGAGGAGAGUUCAGAGCAUGCGCAGCAGAGAGUGGAGGAGGCCAUCGAACAACACUGGAGACAGGUGGAGAAGGCGCCCAUCCGAGAGGAGAGGAGAGUGUCCCUGGCCUCUGCACCGCUUCUCCGACAGGCUGCAGAGCUGGAGCAGCUGCUGGACACCUACAAACAAGGGAUGGAGGAGCUGAAGGCCCAGCUGGAGAACUGUCAUCAGCAGCUUCUGGAGUCCAACCGGCACAAGGAUCAGCUGGAGCAUCAGCUAAGAAGUGCUCUGGAGAGGGAGCCGGAAAUCCGCACAGGCUACAUCUCUCCUCUGGAGCCCCCUGUGGGCCAGGAGGCCGAUGUGACGCCCCAGAUGAAGAAGAGUGAGCUGGUUAGUUCCCAGGCGCAGAGUUUAACCAGGAAGUACCAGGAGACCAAGGAACUCCUGAAGCUGCAAGAGUUGAAAAAGCGCAGUAUGCAGGCACAGCUUGGGCUCACGCUUUCUCACCUGCCUAAUAAGGACACUUACUUUUCUGACACACCUCCCCCUGAACUUGUUCUAAAAACAGUUGGUCUCUUGCUUCAUGACAGCUCCGAGGCUAUUCAGGAGCUGGAAGAAAUGCUGACUGAUAAAACGAUCACCACCAAGGAGCUGUCUUCCCUGCUGAAAUUGCAUAGCUGUAAUCGCGACAUACCCGACCGACUGUUACUCCAGAAGAUAUUAGAAACCUGGCAAUGCCAACAGGAGAUCACAAAUGAGACCAUCAAGACAAGUUUAGCCAAGGCUGGAGAAAGCAUCCGAGAGUACGAGUCACGUCUUUUGACCAUGGAGGAAGAGUUUGGGAAAGUCCAGAGGAAAAAUACUGAAGGCCUCAAAAGUCCUUUCAGUCCUUGUCCAAAGAUUGACAAUCACUCAGAACCAAGGGAGAUGACGAUUGGAAUGCUAUCACAGAAAGUGGAACUGCUGACCUGCGAGAACGGAGCCUUGAAACAACGCUGCCAGGAGAUCAUCAAUCAGCUGACAGAAGCUGAUCGCGAAAUAGAUCGUCUCAAAGCAGAGCUGAUCAGUCAGCAAGGUGGCAAGCAGAACCAUCUUGUCGCAGAGGAGCUUAAAAUUUUAAAGGCCGAGCUAGCUGAGAAUCAGGCUAAUGCCAUUGAUCGAGAGUACUAUGAGAGGGAGCUUAAUGAGAAGUCUUUAAGGCUCCAUGAAGCUCUAGUUACCCUGGAGGAGCUCGGAACUACCCUCAAAGAAACAGAAAUGAAACUCCAGCUGAAGGAAGCCACUUUGAAAGGUUUGGGCUUCACUGCAAACAUGGAAGAUCUGAAGAUUCAGAUUGAAGGCGAAGUGAUUGACUCGGUAGAUAAGACAAUAGAACUUCAGGACAUGUCAGCAAAGCACAAAAAGGAGCUGAGAGACCUUAAAGAGACCUACGAGCAGGAAAAUCAGAAGUUACAGCAGGAUUUAGCGAAGGUCAACAAGGCGUUACGCCUCCGUUCUGAAGAAAACGUCAAAGAGAUUGACUCACUGACCAACUGCAUGGAAAACCUCCAGCAGAAGCAUGAAGCUGAGCAGAAGCGCCUCACUGAGAAGUUCAAUAGCGACAUGGCGGAGCUCUGGAGUUCAGUCAAUCAAGCAAAUUUAGCAGAAUGUGAAGCGUUUUCUCUCCAAACGCUAAAAGAGCACAUCCAAGAGCUGGUCCAUCAAUUGUCCGUCACGAGCGAAGAAAAGAGGCGGCGCGAGGAGCAGGACGAGCCCACCACUCUGCGGCGGAAAUACGAGCAGGAGCUGGAGAACCUGAAGGCCACGUGUGAGCGGGGCUUCGCUGCUAUGGAGGAGUCCCAUCAGAAAGUGAUCGACGAGCUGCAGAAGAAACACCAGAGGGAGUUGGAGAACCUCCAGGAAGAGAAGGAGAGGCUGCUGGCGGAGGAGACUGCGGCCACUAUAGCAGCUAUUGAAGCGAUGAAGAACGCACACCGCUCGGAGCUGGAGAAGGAGCUGGACAAGGCCCGCAAAGCAAACAACCAUGCAGAGAAUGCAGACAUGGAGGAAGUCCAACGGCAGCAUGACGAGGAGCUGGGUUCCUUCCAGAGGGAGAUCGAGGUGCUGUCGGAGCAGUACUCUCAGAAGUGCCUGGAGAACGCUCACCUGGCCCAGGCCCUGGAGGCGGAGAGGCAGGCUCUGAGGGUGUGCCAGAGGGAGAACCAGGAUCUGAACGCACACAACCAGGAGCUGAACAACAGGUUGGCCACAGAGAUCACCAGGAUGCGCUCCAUGGCAUCAGAGGAGGGCUCCUCGGAGGGCACCACCAUACAUGGCAAAGAGCUCUACGAAUUGGAGGUGAUGCUCAGGGUGAAGGAGUCUGAAGUGCAGUACCUGAAACAGGAAAUCAACUCUCUUAAAGAUGAGCUCCAGUCAGCACAGCGGGACAAGAAGUACGCCACGGACAAGUACAAAGACAUCUACACGGAGCUGAGCAUUGUGAAGGCCAAAGGUGAGAGGGACGUGGGCCGCCUCCGAGAGCAGCUGCAGCUCGCCCACGAGGCGCUGGGGGAGGCGGAGCUGGAGGACCUGGACCGCUGCGGAUACGACAUCAUGAAGUCCAAAAGUAACCCUGACAUUCUAAAGAUGGCCGCUGCUGCCAAGCGCUCAGAGCGCACGCUGAGGUCCAAGGGCUGCAGUCCCCCCUUCCCCCCCUCUGCUUCGGAGAGUCUAAAGGAGGGCCUGACCCCUGAACAGCGCCUCCACCUGUUCGAUAACAAGGACUCCAAAGAGUUCUGA